UUUCCCUCUCAACAAAAGAAGUUUUUAAUGGACUCGUGAGUCCUGAGCUAGCUUCCCAUUCCCCAUCUCAGGUUUUUGAGGGGCAUUGCUUCUCUCUUCUCUGCGACAUUGCGUCGAUUACUUGUUCUGUAGGUGAAGCACGCAUAAGCAGCAGAGGAGAGGAUAUUGUAAAAGGCAGCUCUUUCAGUUUCUUCAAGUAUUAAUCCCAAUGACUGUUGAUACACCUCCUGUUAUGUCCCAAAGUAUCAGAAUGGGUGGAUCUCCCUUGAGCUCUAGCAAUGGCAAUGGAACCUCUCUGAAUAACUCUGCUGCCAUCUCCAAUGGUGAUGAAUAUGACAGUGAUGGUUCCAAUUUUGCUCCACCUUCCCCAGCGACCCUGUCAACUUCUAUUCCAAUAGAUUUAGCUGGAGCUAUACCCUUGCUUAAUAGAUUCCAGGUAGAAGGAUUUUUGAGGUCCAUGCAGAAACAGAUCCAAUCUGCUGGGAAACGUGGAUUCUUUGCCAAAAGAUCUGUGGGCCUUCAAGUUCAUGGAAAAUUUACAUUUCAAGAUAUGAUAUGCUUUCAGAAGGAUCCUAUUCCAACUUCAUUGCUCAAAAUUAACUGUGACUUAGUAAGUCGGGCGAUAAAAUUGUUCCAGACUGUUUUGAAGUAUAUGGGUGUAGAUUCAUCGGAUAGGGUAACUCCUGUGAGCCUAGAAGAACGGGUUGAGCUUGUUGCUAAACUGUACAAGCAUACUUUGAAGCGAUCUGAACUUCGCGAUGAACUCUUUAUGCAGAUAUCAAAGCAAACCCGGAAUAACCCUGACUGGCAAUCCUUGAUUAGAGCAUGGGAACUGAUGUAUUUAUGUGCAUCCUCCAUGCCACCUAGCAAGGAUAUUGCGGGAUAUUUAUCAGAGUAUGUUCAUCAAGUAGCUCACGAGGUGAAUGCUGAUCCUCAAGUUCAAGUCCUUGCAUUGAAUACACUAAAUGCUCUGAAACGUUGUGUUAAGGCUGGGCCUAGGCAGACAAUUCCUGGUCAUGAGGAGAUUAAAGCUCUUUUGACCAGUAGAAAGCUUACAACCAUUGUGUUUUUCUUGGACGAGACUUUUGAAGAAAUUACAUAUGACAUUGCAACAACUGUUGCUGAUUCUGUUGAGGAACUUGCAGGAAUUAUUAGACUUUCUGCACAUUCUAGUUUCAGCCUGUUUGAAUGCCGUAAAAUUCUCACUAGUUCAAAGUCACCUGAUACUGGAAAUGAGGAAUAUAUUGGAUUAGAAGAUAGUAAAUAUAUUGGGGAUUUGCUGGCGGAAUUUAAGACAGCCAAGGACCGUAGCAAAGGAGAAAUUUUGCAUUGCAAGCUUUAUUUCAAAAAGAAGUUAUUUCGGGAGUCGGAUGAAGCUGUAACAGAACCAAUGUUCGUGCAAUUGUCCUAUGUGCAGUUGCAACAUGACUAUGUCUUGGGGAAUUAUCCUCUUGGAAGAGAUGAUGCUGCCCAGCUUUCUGCACUGCAAAUCUUAGUUGAAAUAGGAUGGGUUGGCAGUCCUGAGUCAUGCACUGACUGGACUUCACUUCUUGAAAGAUUCUUGCCUAGACAAAUUGCAAUCACGCGUGCAAAGCGGGACUGGGAGCUAGACAUUCUAUCUCGUUAUCAUUCUAUGGAAAAUUUAUCAAAAGAUGAUGCGAGACAGCAAUUCCUUCGGAUUUUGAGAACACUUCCUUAUGGGAACUCAGUUUUCUUUAGUGUUCGGAAGAUUGAUGAUCCAAUAGGCCUUCUGCCUGGUCGGAUCAUUUUGGGCAUUAACAAGCGUGGGGUUCAUUUUUUCCGUCCAGUUCCAAAAGAAUAUCUACAUUCUGCUGAGUUAAGAGACAUUAUGCAGUUUGGUAGCAGCAAUACUGCUGUAUUUUUUAAGAUGAGAGUAGCGGGUAUCCUCCACAUAUUUCAAUUUGAAACUAAGCAGGGGGAGGAAAUUUGUGUUGCCCUUCAAACACAUAUAAAUGAUGUAAUGCUGCGCCGAUACUCCAAAGUGCAGUCAGCUCCUAAUGCUUCCACCAAUGGAGAAUUGUCACAAAACCUUAAGCCACCCAAUCUGGAUGGUUAUGAGAAAUGUAUCAAGGAGUUGUCUACAGCCGUUUCGAAAUCCCAUAAAAAUGCUUCUCAAUUAAUGGAAGAAUUGCGUGGAGAACAAAAGAAAGAAAUUGAAAUUCAGGAGGAGUUGGAGUUAGUGAAGCAGUCACUGAGAUCUGAGAAGCAAAGCGUAGCUGAAGUUACAUUCGAGUGUAAUAAACUCAGGUCUCUAUGUGAAGAAAAGGAAAAUGCCCUUCAGGCUGCACUGUUAGAGAAGAAAAGUCUAGAAACUAGAUUGUCAAAGCUCUGCAAUCUAGGGUAUUCCUCUUCUGAGAAUAGUGCUAAAAAGGUUUUAGUUGGAUCUAGCAACAAGGAUUUUAGUAAGAUCCAUGAGGAGUUAAGAGCACGAAGUGAUGAUUUGCAUAAAGCUGAAGAAACUAUAAAGAGGCUUGCAAAUGAGAAGUUAUCAAUGGAACAGAAGAUUCUAAGACUUGAAAAAGAGAACUCUGUUGAGAUGAACAUCCUGGAGAGAAACUUUGAACAAGAAGGCAAAGCCCUUAAGAUACGAAUUUUUGAACUUGAAAAGAAGCUGAAAGGGGUUACACGAGAUUUGGCUGUUUCUGAGUCCACUCUGACAAUUAAAAAUAGAGAGUUAGAUACACUGCAAAAUAAGUUGAAGGAAGUAGAGGAACUACGAGAAAUAAAGGAGGAUAUUGAUAGAAAGAAUGAGCAAAUUGCUGUUAUUUUGAAGAAGCAAGGAGCUCAAUUGGUAGAGUUGGAAGCUCUUUAUAAGGAAGAACAACUCUUAAGGAAGCGAUAUUUCAAUAUCAUAGAAGAUAUGAAAGGCAAAAUCAGAGUGUACUGCAGAUUACGACCUCUUGGUGAAAAAGAGAUUGCUGAGAAAGAAAGGAAUAUCAUUACAAGCCUUGAUGAAUUCACCGUGGAACAUCCUUGGAAAGAUGACAAGAUAAAGCAACACCUUUACGAUCGUGUCUUUGAUGGCACUGCUUCCCAAGAAGAAGUUUUUGAAGAUACGCAGUAUCUUGUGCAGUCAGCAGUAGAUGGCUAUAAUGUCUGCAUAUUCGCAUAUGGGCAAACCGGCUCAGGAAAAACAUUUACAAUAUAUGGUUCUGAGAGGAAUCCAGGUCUUACCCCAAGAGCUACUAGUGAACUUUUUGAAAUCUUAAAGCGUGACAACAGCAAAUUUUCUUUCUCAUUAAAGGCGUAUAUGGUGGAGUUAUAUCAAGAUACUCUUGUUGAUCUUCUAUUACCAAAAAAUGCAAAACGUUUGAAAUUGGAUAUCAAGAAAGAUUCAAAGGGAAUGGUAUUCCUUGAGAAUGUAACAAUUGUACCUAUUUCAACUGUUGAAGAUUUGAGGAACAUUAUUUUGAGAGGUUCUGAGCAGCGACAUACAUCUGAGACUCAAAUGAAUAUAGAAAGUUCAAGAUCUCAUUUGAUACUUUCAAUUCUUAUUGAGAGCACUAACCUUCAAACCCAGGCUUUUGCUAGAGGAAAGCUAAGUUUUGUGGAUCUAGCUGGUUCAGAGAGAGUUAAAAAAUCAGGUUCUUCGGGGAGUCAACUGAAAGAAGCCCAAAGUAUCAACAAAUCACUUUCGGCUCUUGGGGAUGUGAUUAGUGCUCUAUCUUCUAGCAGUCAACACAUACCAUACAGGAACCACAAGUUGACAAUGCUUAUGAGUGACUCACUUGGUGGAAAUGCCAAAACCCUCAUGUUUGUUAAUGUCUCUUCGGCAGACUCAAACUUGGAUGAGACCUAUAAUUCUUUGACGUAUGCUUCAAGAGUCCGGUCAAUUGUGAAUGAUCCUAGCAAAAAUGCUUCAUCAAGAGAAGUUGCACGUUUAAAGAAGUUAGUCGCUUAUUGGAAGGAGCAAGCCGGGAAGAAGAGUACUGAUGAAGAACUUGAAGAAAUUCAGGAAGAGAGGCUAGUAAAGGAGAGGACAGAUGGUCGACAUUCUAUGUGAGCAUAUGAUAAUUUGAUAAUGCAAUGGAUCGAUAAUUUUAGGCGGGGACCAAAUGGUUGCCAACAUUUGUAGAGGAUUUUCGAGAUUCAGUUGAGGAUGUUAUCUUGCCUUCUGUUCUGCCUCGUUUUAUAGGUGUGCGCUUGUUUAAGAUGUUAAAGCACUAGUGUGGAUAUCAAGGCCUUGCUCUCAACACUCUGCUGGGGUCUCAAUGAUCAUACUGGGCUGAAAAGAUUGACAUGAUAAUUGUAUAGUCUGAAGAGGUACAUAUUUUGCUCACCCAUGUGUUUAAAAUCGUACCCUUUUAUGUAGAUCCUAUAUCUGUGAAUGUGAAUUUACCAUUCCUGUC
Molecule: messenger RNA, 4370 nt
Organism: Telopea speciosissima
Lineage: Eukaryota; Viridiplantae; Streptophyta; Magnoliopsida; Proteales; Proteaceae
Product: kinesin-like protein KIN-14I
Exons: 24
Coding region: 209-4024 (1271 amino acids)
Biological process (GO): microtubule-based movement
Cellular component (GO): cytoskeleton
Molecular function (GO): microtubule motor activity; microtubule binding; ATP binding
Source: RefSeq, a predicted model, not a curated record